AAUCUUGCAAGUUGCAAUGCAGAUUUUUUUGACAAUUUCGUUUGACAUUGACAGUUCAUCGACCAUCGGCAACCGAGUUGAACAAAAGCGUUUCUACAUUCAACAAAAACUGGAAAUAAAUAGCUCUGAUUAACAGUUUAAAGCAUAAUGUCUGAACGCGAGCCAAUCAGCGGUUCCAGUCGGGACUAUGGCGCCACGGCCGCGGUGCCAGCGGUCAGCUUCGCAGACUUCAGCCCAACAGAACUGUACAACUUGAGCGAAGGUAUUGCCGAGAAUGUCAACACGAUCAACAGCGGACUCCGAUCGCUGGAGAAGAUGAUGAAACAGAUCGGAGGGCCCGGGGAUAAUGUGCAGUUGAGGGACAAAAUUCACGACACACAACAAACAGUGAACGGGUCAGUGUCGGCGACGGCGCGCGACAUCCAGCGGCUCGGCGUGGUGGUGCGGCGCGGCGACAAGCCACAGAAGCUGCAGGUGGAGCGACUCACGCAGGCCUUCCGGGACGCGCUCGCCAAAUACACCGAGGUGCAGAAGCAAGUAUCAGAGAAAAUGGCGGCGCACAUGCCCCGGCCGCCGCGCAUGCGCAACACAGACCCGCAGCUGCUCGAACAACAGGCCAUCGCUGACGACGAGGAGUCUACGGCCCUAGCGCAGCAGUUGGCACAGGCGCGCCUCGUGGAGUUCGAAACAAGCAUGCUGGUAGAGCGAGAGGAGUACAUGAACAAGAUAGAGGCGGAUGUGAUGGAUGUCAACCACAUCAUACAGGAACUGUCGGAGAUGGUCCAUCAACAGUCACAGGCCGUGGAAACCGUGCAGAGUCAAGUGGAGGCAGCAAGCGCGAAUGUAGAGGCUGGAGUUGACGAAUUAGCAAAAGCCGAGGAGCAUCAACGACGAUACCGCAAAAAAAUGCUAAUUCUGAGCAUAAUUGGAGCCAUCUUAGCCAUUUUAUUAAUUGUAUGGAUUGUUAAAGCCUUCAAAUAAUCGUACUAAUGUCAAAUCGAUAAUUGUGAUAAAAGCGAGAAAUACCCAAGAAAUAUUCUUACUGAUAUUUUCGGUAUAAGCGAUUAUAAUCAUUCGAUAUAUCGAUAGAGGGACAACCCUAUUAUGAUCAGAGUUAACGUAUUCAUUAUGCGGGUCGAUAAACUUAAUCGUUACAUCGAUUAUUAAAAUAUCGAUAAUUUGGAAAAGGUGGUAAUUGAUUUAUGGGACAGUUGUACUUUCUAUACGAAAUACUCAAUGAUUAUGAAAGGAAGUGUUAUUGAAUGUCCUUGUUGAGACAAUUUGUAAUUUAGAAUUAUUCUGAUACAAAUAGAGCCCUUAGUUAAACUUCCAAUAUUAUCGAUAAAUAUCUAAGGGCUAUGACAAUAUAUAUUUUUUUUGUUACAACUUUGUUCUUCAAUAUCUUAGAGCGACACAUAAAUGUACAUCUACUUAAAUAUUUAUUACAAGUACUAAAAUAUGUUAUUUAUCGCUCAAAAUUAAAGACAUUAAUAAAUUACGACUGAACUGCAAUGAAUAAUCAAACCAAGCUAUUUUACAAUAUAUUUUUUAUUUUUAUAAAUUUUGCUACGAAAUACUAUAAGAAAACAGUUUAGUGCUGUACCGAAAUUGUUUGCCAAAAUAUCGACUUUCAAAUUAGAUGUUAAGGUUUAAAUUGCUUUGUAAUUAUUCUGCAUGUAAAACACAGAUUCGAUUUGUACUAUGCUUACCUAUUUUUUGACCGUCCCGAUGGACUGUUAAUCGGUGCCGGAUAUCCGGUAAAAUGGCAUCUUGGCUCUUAUUUUACGUCUAAAGCGAGGUUUUGAUGAACAAGAAUUCUUGUGAGGUUGACUCCCGCAAGCUAUCUUUACAGUGUUGACGAUCAAGGCAACUUUUGCAGAUUUUGAAACUUGGAAGACUUGCGACGAGUCGCAUGUGUAAUAUUGCGGCUAAGGUAAACGCAUCUUGAAGUUCUUGCGCAAUAUAUUCCUGCGACAACUUGCUAAAACUUACUUAAAGCCAGGGUUUUUUACAGCAAGUAAUUGCAAAGCAAGCGUAUGGGAUUAUAUAGACUGGAACAUGACAGUCAAAUCGAUUGUUGAUAUGACUUCUUUCUGUAACUAUCCAUUUUCCUACAGCUGUCUCUCUAAUAUAGAUUUUUCUUAUAACGAAAUCAUAUUAACAGUUUCACUAUAGAAUUCUGUAGAGUUAAUAUUUUUAAGAAGAAUAUAUUAAUUUAAUCGAUAUUAUUUUGUUUGGAAUGAGGUAUAUUCACGUAGAUAAUGUUGUUGAUUUUUUCAUUUCGUAUCGAUGAAAUGAAUAUUUUUUUCAAUAGGGCUGAAUAGCGAUAAGAAUAUACCUGAGUUUUGUUUCAGCCCGUUAGAAAAACGCUGGUUAUAUUGUUUAAUUAAGGCCUUAAUGUAGUGAAUUAUAUCAAUAUGUUAUUUAUACGUAGUUAGGAAUUUUAUAGUAAUAUCUAACUAAUUCAACCAUUAUAAUAUCUACACAUUCCAAAGGUUUAUCGAUAAAAAUCUAUCGGAAUUUGACACUAGCUGUUCUUUUUCAUUAGAACAUUACGACUCGAUGAAGUGAUAGAUAAUUUAAUAGGAUUGCAUUGUUUUCUUACUAUUAUAAUCGAUGUUGAUUAUGAUUAUCGAUUGUGUAAUAUCGAUGUUUAAUGUUAAUAAUAAAGGCAACAAAAGUAUUGUCGGUGCUAUAAAUAUCGUGUCUUUAGAUGUCAAAAAUGUAAUCCAGUUUCUAUUUUAUUUCUGUAUUUUUUAUUAAUGAAAAUAUUUUUUUAUCUAUUUAAGUGAUAGAAGUUUCCUACGUUCGUUGUGAUAAGUCGCAAAAUUAAUCUAAUUCAUUUCUAAUAGUAUUUAUAAGAUACAGGUAGCGACUUUUCAAUGCUUUUUUGUUAUUACAUCUUGGUAGAUAAUAUGGAUUUCUCAUAGCAAAAAUAAACUAGAUAUAUACCUAUCCAGUUUAUAAAAAACACUCGUCGAGUCGAUACUAUGAUAAACAGCUAUAUAAUAUAAAUUAUCGAUUUCUGUUUAAUAUCAGGAGCGACAAAGAACAUACAUAAAAAACAAAAAAAAAAAACAAUAUUGGCUGCACAAGAACAUAACCAUUAAAAAAGUAAUAUUAGCAGCUGCACAUUUGCUUUUUUAUUUUCUAUCAAUCAGCCUAUCGUGACUGCUAAACGUAGACCUCAAGUGAGCUCCAACCAUUCCACUCUUGAGAAGGUCGCAUCCAUCAGCUAUACGCCUAUUUCAAGUCCUCGGUCUAUCGUGCAGCAGGACAUCCUACACUACGUCUACCUAAUCGCGGUCUCCACUUCAGAACCUUGCUCCAUCGACAAUCCCUGCAGACAUGUACGGCCCACUUCUAUGUCAAUGUGCUAAUGUUGCAAGCGACGUCGGUUACUUUUCUCUGGCGGAUUAUUUAAUUUCUACUUCAUUUCUGAUUUUAUUUACCAGAGACUCCGACCAUCGCUCAGUCCAUACCAUUUGCUACUUUGAACUUACGGACCAGGCUACUGGUUUCAAUUUCUAUACAGCUGGGUUUCUCAAAGUGGUGUAGGAGAACCACUAGGAGUUUGCCAUUCGACGGUAGAGGUUAUACGUCAAGAUUUUCGUUAUGGUGGCAUGAUGACUAGCAGGCACGUGCGGCAUGCAUGGUGGCACAGGCAUGGGACUAUUUAUUUCCUGGGGGGGUUUGGGUUUUAGAAUAAUUAGUUAAAUGGUUCGCUAUCAAAAACUUUUAUGGGGAUUGGUGGAGCCGAAAGUUUGAGAAACCCUGGUAGAAAGUUUUUCUUUUUUGCUAAUGGCCGAUUCCUUAUCUUCACCGCUAUCGUCAAAUCUAUAGUGUAAAUGGACCAAUCAAAGUAAAGUUUGUUUGAAAUGCUUACUUGGGACUUAUUUUGUUUGGUUUAUUUUUACUGUCAACGGGUAGUUAGCAGUUAAGAUAGCUUCAUGGAAUCGUUCAAUUCUGUAUGUCUAUGAAAUUAACAAAAGCAGUAUUAUAAACAAUUACAGAAUUUGGGAUAAUUAAGAUUUAAGGAUACUUAAUGUGUUUCUUUGUCGCUCCUGAUGUUUCCAAAAUGAUUAUUUUUGAUUUUGUAAAACACAUUUAUAAUAAAUCACUUUCAAAUUUUA
Manduca sexta (tobacco hornworm) is the source of this 4133-nucleotide messenger RNA. RefSeq names its product syntaxin-12 (gene Syx13). The transcript has 6 exons. Gene Ontology annotation, cellular component: membrane; SNARE complex; endomembrane system. NCBI's taxonomy places the organism in Eukaryota, Metazoa, Arthropoda, Insecta, Lepidoptera, Sphingidae. The record is from RefSeq and is a predicted model, not a curated record. Bases 148 to 981 code for a protein of 277 amino acids. Gene Ontology annotation, biological process: vesicle fusion; vesicle-mediated transport; intracellular protein transport. Gene Ontology annotation, molecular function: SNAP receptor activity; SNARE binding.